Molecule: messenger RNA, 606 nt
Organism: Rhea pennata
Lineage: Eukaryota; Metazoa; Chordata; Aves; Rheiformes; Rheidae
Gene: SPMIP5
Product: sperm microtubule inner protein 5
Exons: 4
Coding region: 1-606 (201 amino acids)
Source: RefSeq, a predicted model, not a curated record
AUGACCUUAUUCUGCAAUACUACUCAAAGACGCAAAGAUGCGAAGAAUGAGCUGAGACGCAUAGCAGCCACUACACCCCAACUUCCACCUAUUUGCCGCAAUGAAGAUGUUUUACAAGUACUUUAUAACUAUAAUUAUAAACACCAUCCUAAUAGGCUAGGUAGUGUAAUAAUUGAGAGAAGUUUACUGGAUCCCCCUAUCCCUGGUUGGACUGGCUUUGUGCCUAGAGCAAAAGUCACUGAACUAGGACACGGUGUUCGUUAUCGUGUGAUGGCAAAAAAUUGUUUUCAGGAUUUUAAGAACUUAGUAGAUCGAAUCCCCUAUAAUUCUUCUAUCAGCGUCCACAGAGGGGAGACGCAUGAGAUGAUUGAAGUUCGAAAAAUACCACAUGCCUAUCAAAGAUUCUACAGGCCUGAAGGGAUGAUGCCAAAAUACACUGGUCACAUCCCACAUAAACAUCUCAUUGCUGGGAAGACGUUUGGAAAUCUGUGCCGAAGUAGUUCUGUGUGUACACACACAGAGGACUCCUAUGGUGCAUAUCUCACUAAGAAACAGAAUGCCCUGGUGAAGCAUCAGCAAACAAUGAAAUAUGAUGUUAAUAACUGA